Molecule: messenger RNA, 3931 nt
Organism: Lethenteron reissneri (Far Eastern brook lamprey)
Lineage: Eukaryota; Metazoa; Chordata; Hyperoartia; Petromyzontiformes; Petromyzontidae
Biological process (GO): regulation of actin filament polymerization; cell migration
Cellular component (GO): cortical actin cytoskeleton; plasma membrane; actin filament
Molecular function (GO): metal ion binding; actin filament binding
Source: RefSeq, a predicted model, not a curated record
AUGGUCGGGACCGCCACCGCCGGAGGAAGUUCGUCUUCUGAAGAUGGUGCAGCGAGCGUGACUCCCAGUGAGAGUGUGCUGCGCUGCUACAUCUGCCUGGGCACGUUUGUCUGCCUCUCCACGCUGAGCUGCGGACACUCAUUCUGCGUCCGGUGCCUGGAGGCCGCCUGGGAGACAGCGAGCAGCUUCAGCUUCCCGCAGUGCCGUGCAACCUUCCCUGUGCGACCCCAGGACAAAAUCCCGGUCUGCCCAGUCUGCCCCGUCACAGGAGACCACUCCGGACACAGAGUCAUCACAGUGGAAAAAGCGCAACAGACAAGACAGGAGGAGCUCAGAGUCAAGAAAGAGGGGAGAGACGAGAAGAGGAACACGGCGGCGACAUGGACACAGACACUCAGGGAUGACUACCGGCGCGUGGAGGAGUCUGUGCGUGGGAUCAAGGCACAGAUCAGCCGAGAGUUUGAGCGCCGCAGGGAGCAGCUUACGGAGGAGGAGAGGGAGGCGCUUGAGCGCGUGGAUGAGGAGGGCUGCUCCGUACUGUCACGCAUCCAGGCGGACAUCGCUUGCUACGAGAGCAGAGCACGCGGCCUGGAGCAGGAGAUCAACCAGCUGCUCGCCGCCCUCGCCGUGCAGGACCCACUCUCCUUCCUGCAGGAUCCCCUGCAUGAGAAUCUCUGGAGGAGCUCAGUCUCCCAGGAGACUCAGGAUGACCCAGCCCCCGUCUCCCAUGGUCUGAACCUCACAAAAGUCAUCUUAGUGGGCGGCGUCCAAACUAAACUUCUGUCUUUUCUCGGGCAGCAGCACCUGAGGUCUGCGGAGCAGCCGGCUACACCUCCGGUUUCGGUUCCAAUUGGGGAAGGACAUCCAUCGUCCGGCCCUUCUUCUCCGGUCAGACAGCCUUCUCCUUCUCUGCUUCGGGAGGGGCCGUGCUCCUCAGGCCAGCUUUGUCCCGCUCCGGAACCUCCUGCGGAGGCCUCCCCCAACCCGUCUGGGGGCCCGGCGACAAAGACACGCUCAAAUCCUGACCAUGCCAAGGAAUUUGGAGGAAAGUUUGGAGUCCAGACUGACAGGCUGGAUACGUCAGUGGCCUCCUUCCAGGACAUGGAGGGACCAAACACCAACUACCAGAAGACCAGACCCGUGGAAGCAGCGAGCUCCGGUGCCCGUAACAUCCGUGCCAAGUUUGAGAACCUUGUCAAGGCCAAGGAGGAGGAGGACCAGAGACGAAUGCAGGAGGAACGGGAGAGACGCCGGGUCAAGGAUUGCGAGGAGAGGGAGCGAGUUGCCCGGCAGCAGCAGGAUGCUAUAAAGGACGAAGAGCCGGCAGUUCCUGCGGAGGUGAGCGAGGCUGCGGGUUUAUAUGCGCCUCACGGCAGCGUGCACGAGAUGCGUGACAGCUACGAUCUGGAACCACCAGAUCCAGCUUACGAGCCAGAACCUGCUUAUGAGCCAGAACCUGCUUACGAACAGGAUCCUGCCGACAACACUGUGCAGGAGAUGCAGUUGCAUCAGCAGGAGGAAGGUGCGACAGCUGUUGCCCUCUAUGACUACCAAGCAGCCGGCGACGAUGAGAUCUCCUUCGACCCGGACGACAUCAUCACCAACAUCGAGUGUCUGGACGAGGGCUGGUGGCGUGGCGAGUGCAACGGUCAAGUCGGGAUGUUCCCGGCGAACUACGUCGUGCUGCGGCAGUGAUUCCCGGGGGGCGAUGUCGUCCUCUUUUCCACUCACCAAACCUGAGCCGCGUUGGGGUUCUCCUGAGCCAGCCUUGCACCGCUCAGGAGACACCGGGUGGUUUAUCAACUGCAGAGCCCGAGCCGUCUAGAUGACACGGUGACGCUAAACUAAAACUAAACUAAAUCUUGACUUAAAGCUUUCGUGACUGCAGGAAUUCAUAUUAUUUUGGUCUUUCGGUAAAGUCGCGUAGAUAGGUAUUUUUUUUUACAAAAAACUACGACGGUUCGAUCGCAACACAUCAGAUGGAGAAAAAAUCAUUUUUAACCCAGAGAAUAUGAACUAAACUAUUUUUAUUUCAGCAGGUAAGGCCCACUAAACUAUAUAGCUAUUUGUCAGAAUCGACCUGGCAGCAAAUGAUAGCCCAACAAAGUGGCUUAUCACGUGGAUAUUUCCAGCAGCCAAAUACUCUAGAAUGCAUAUGUCUCAAUGUGGAGACAAAAACCAGAGGAUCCGGAGAAAAAUCUACACGAGCACGGGGAGAACAUACAAACUCCAAAUAUACAUGUGUCAGGGUCGGGACUGAACCCACGACCGCUAGUACACCGGGCGAGGAAGUAAACAUGUCGUCACCGUGGCACCGGUGUGCUGACUUCACGGUGUGUUGACUGACAUCACAUCUGGAUCUGGCCGCAAUCCAGAUCCAGAUGUGAGGUAUCUCGAUUUUGGUUAUGGCUAGGCACGGCAAAUAGCUGAUGGAAAACCACCUGUACUCCGAGCCCCCCCCCCCCCCCCACACUGGCUCGGCUCGGAUGUGGCAGUGAAAAAAAGGUCAAAUUAAAGGCAAUAAAUCAUAUUGGUGGGAGGGUGGUGGGGGAGGAUAUUAAAAUACGAUUUUUUAGUGGUGAAAGCAACAUACCAGUGUGUUUGAAGAGUUUAGUUUAUAAUUCAUGUACAUUAUUACCUGCCAUGACAUCGGAUUAUAACUUGGAAAUUCAUAAAGGUGAUGGGAACAGAGGCUGAAAAGUGUGCAGCGAAUGUCAGGAAGAGGUGUAUAGUCCUGUAAUGCUUUGGCAAACAUUGAUCAAUAGCGUUUUUAAGCAAGGUGUUCUCGGAGGGAUUUUCUGGAAAUUUGCUGGAAAUAUUAACAACUUGAUAAAGAUCUACUGUACAUAGUAUAUACUUAUUUUGCAAACAAAUUCGGGCUCUAUCACUUAUCCACCAUGAUGAUAACUGGAAGUCACUUUUUAAAAAAUGUGUUAUGGCUCUUUCCAAAUUGUGCUUCUAUUUUUGUGAAAGAAAUAAACAAAUUUACCCCAAAUUAAGCAUUUCGGUGAAUCUUAACCUUUUUAUUUUCAAUAUUGUUGUAUUGGUAAUGCAAUUAAAAUUCACGAUGUUUUUUCCAAUACAGAAGUCAGGUGAAUGCACACACAGUACGUUGGUUACCGCCAAAACACAGAUCGUAAUUUUAUGGAAAUGAUAAUAAUGGCUGCGCAAAGUUGCACUGAACAUCAAAACCUUAUCUAUACCUGUGUCUACUGUGACUGUCCUCACACGUUCAUUACAUUACCAGGUGCAGAGUUACAUCUGCAUUAAAUGUAAUCAUACACCUUAUUUGUAAAAACAAAACUUGUGAGACUGCAUUGGCAGUGGUGCACAAAUAACAAACUCUGCACAUUCGUCAAUCUCACUGCCCUGAAAGGAAAAGUAAAGGGGAAGUUUAGAGCAAAAACCUUUUUCAGUCAUUGUGUCACAUAGGGAAUAAGGAGUCUCACGCCAACACGACGAAAACGUUCAGCAACAGAGAGUCAACAACAAAGGGUCGAAGGGUCGGUGAGCGAUGGAUGCGCGAGUAGGAGAACAGUUUAAUCUCUGGACGUGCAGGUACAUGCACAGGUAUUGCAAGUGAACUCCCUGGUACAGGAUUGUGUAGCCUUUGUUACUUUUGUGUCGACACCUCUUCCCUUGCAGGUCGCUGAUGUGAGCUUCUUCCAAGCUUUCACUGUAUUGCUGAAGAUGUGCCAUCCUUUGUCUCCGUUUUUUGCUACAGAGAUGGAGCAAUCAAUUAUUAUAUUAUAGCUAUGUUUAUUGUAGCUAUACUUAUUUCACACCGUACACAGACAACCGUGCUAAUCGGAGGUGCGGGAGACCACAAAAGAUGUCUACAGUUUGAAAAGACCUUCAUGCAGCAGUGGAUAGAUCACGGCUGGUGAUGUUGAGUGUGGAAAGCCACUGCCCAGUAAACUUGAGCAACCAU